AGAUCUCGAAGCAUUAUGGGCGGUAGCGAGAAGAAUCAGUGGGAGCCAUUGCACAGCACGAAAGUGCUUCCCGCGUGUGAGAACUCAUAAUAUUGCGAGUAACCUAACAUGAAUUGUGCUGUAUGCUUAGUUUGAAAUGAGGAUUAUCGUUUUAUUCAGUGCAAACAAUCCAAGUACGCAUGCAUCUGUGUAGCAGACAGUGACAUUUAUUCAGCGCCGUAAGCGCUAAAAUGUGGGAGGAAGACUUUAGUCAUCAUGCAAUGUGAAUGGAAAUAAUUCUGUUGGACAAAGAAAGGAAGUUCUUGAGGACAAAGAAAGUGCUAAGAUAUAAAAGAUGUUCUGGAAGUUUAACUUGUUAACAUCCUCCCAUGUGGACACGCUGCUUGAGAAGGAGGAGGUGACUUUGAGAGAACUGAUGGAUGAAGAUGACAUCCUUCAGGAGUGCAAAGCACAAAAUAGGAAGUUGAUUGAUUUUCUGACACAACCUGCAAACAUGGAGGAUAUGGUGUCAAUGAUCAUCAGGGAGCCAGCAGUUGACAUGGAAGAGCGACUGCGUUUUAAGUAUCCAAACACAGCUUGUGAGUUGUUGACUUCAGAUGUGUCACAGAUCAAUGAUAAAUUGGCCAGUGAUAGAGACUUAAUAGAUAAGUUGUACUACUUUUUGGAAGCUGACACUCCUCUGAAUCCUUUGCUUGCAUCUUUCUUCUCAAAGAUUAUGGGUCUGCUGAUCACAAGAAAGAGUGAAAUGAUUUUUGAAUAUUUGAAAGGCCAAAAAGACUUUGUCGGCAGCUUACUUCAUCAUAUAGGCACAUCAGCCAUUAUGGAUUUACUGCUUCGCCUAAUUACAUGCAUAGAAUCACCUGAAACAAGACGUGCUGUGAUAGAAUGGUUGAAUGAGCAGCAAAUUGUUCAAAGGCUUGUUGACUGUAUAGUCCCUUCCAAGGAUGAAGAUGUUCACUGCAAUGCUGCCCAGUCUCUUUGUGAUAUUGUGCGGUUAGGGCGAGAGCAGAUUAUCCAGCUGCAGGACACAAAUGAUCCUGAUCCACUCUUAGCUACCAUGGAAUUAGAAGAAACUGUUUCGAAGUUAAUAUCAAACAUGUUUGAUUUGGAGGAGAACGAAUCGGUUAUUGUCAAUGGCCUUUUUGUUAUUCAUACACUGCUGGAAGUCAGACGUCAAGGACCUGAGGCAGUUGGUGAGCAUUUGAACAUGACAGAGACAGAGCAUUCUCAGGGGAUCAACAAUGUCCUUGCAGCAAUAAAACCACGUCUCAAACAUUUUCAUGAAUUGCUGACCAACCCUCCAAAGCAACGUUAUAGUUCUAUGCCAACAUCUGUUGGAGCACUUGAGCCCCCUCUUGGAAAUGCCCGUCUACAAGUUGCAAAGCUUAUAACAGCACUAGUAGCUAGGAAUACAGGCACUAUCAAUGAAGAGCUUGUGCAUUUGAAGACUCUUCAUGCUCUGUUGGAUUUGUAUUUUCAGUAUACCUGGAACAACUUUUUACACACUCAAGUCGAACAGUGCAUCCUUCUAAUUCUCAAUAACCCAGCUCAAGAGAAGAACAACACUGAAGAUCACCUACUGCUUGCUCAGUUGUUGACGGAUGUGAAGCUGGUGCAGAGACUUCUGACUGAGUGGCAAGACAAUGAUCAUCAACAGUUACACAAAUGUUUCAGAAAGACUGAAGGAGGGCGAAGAAAAGGAUUUAUGGGUCAUCUAACUAAGAUGGCAAAUGCAGUGACCAGUGCAGUGGAGAAGGGCUGUAACAGUGAACUCAUCAAAAAAUAUUUAACUGACCUGCCUGAAGAUUAUAAGCAAAAGUGGGAAUCAUUUGUUUCCGGCACACUUGCAGAGAUCAACAAGAAAAAUGCUAUUGAAUUUAGAGGACAUCCACUGGCUUCUAGCAGUGAAGAUGAUGAUUCUGAUUUUAAAGACAUUCCAUUUCCCCAGGAUACAGCCAUGCAGCAAGCCUUCUCUGAUUACCAGUUGCAACAGAUGACAAGCAACUUCAUAGACCAGUUUGGGUUCAAUGAAGAGGAAUUUGCUGAACAGGAGGAUAAAAUUGAUGCACCAUUUUCUGACAGGAUAUCCAGUAUCAAUUUCAACAUUCAAGCCAAUGAAGUCGCUCACCCAAACUCAACUAUGUUUGAGCAAGCUUGUAACGAGCGGAUUCAACAAUUUGAUGAUGACGAUAGUGAUGAAGACAUUUGGGUUGAGAAACCACUUACCUUUGACAGAAAUGCAAAACAGACUCGCUCUGGGCGUUUACAGGGAGAAGCAGUACAGGUCAGUAGUAGCGAUGACAGCACUGAUAGUGAAGAAGAAUUGGAUUCGCCCCAUUCCAUUGCUCAACAGCCAUCCUCUGCUGCAAGUUCUUCAGUUAGUACUACUGCAACAGUUAGUGUGCCAUUCAUCACAGGAGCUGCAGAAAAAAUGGAUAUAGACACAUCAGAAGCAUCUUGGCCAGCAGAUUUAACCUGUAGUCAACAGUCAUCACAAAUUGAAUCGUCUGCAAUGGACACUGGCUCACCAUGGGAAAGUAAUAGUCUGCCAGCAGAGUCACGUGAAGGUUGGGCUAACUUUGACAAAUCUGAGGCACAGGAAGACAGUUGGGCAGAUUUUAAUUCCUUUUCAACUAUAACAAGGGAUAACGCUGGCCCAAGAAGUAGCUCACCUGUUGACAUGGAUACUUCAGAAAAUUCCAAAGGAAAUGUUUACGUGUUAAAUACAGAUUCUUCGUCAACAUCAAGCUGUGUGUCUGGAUGUUUGGAGAUAAAAGUUACAAAGCAUCAUACUGAAGACCAGUGUUUGACCAAUUCCAUAAAGGGAUUUCAUUUAGAAAUGUCAACACCAGUCGACUCUCAGUCACCUGGUGUUCCUGGCACUGAUGUCAAGUUAUAUAGCACAUCAGAUGGUUCAGUUAAAACAUCAGAAUUUGAAAGAAUAGACCAAGAGCCUUCAGGUCAGUCUGCAGGUACAGCUGUCCUCUCUACAGUGAAAAAAGAGAGCACAACACUCUGCAGUGUAGAUGAUAGUAACAUCUUAUUGGCAUCAACUGGAAUGCUGAAAAAGGUCAUUGAUGGAGAUGAACAUUCCAGUAUUACACAUUCUGUUCCUGGUGCAGGAGAUAACACUCAUACCGAGAGUGAUGCUGCUCAAGAAUCUAACAGUACAACUGGUUUAAAAAUAGAGGUACUUGGGACCUAUCCAAAGGAGGCUGUGGAGCAGCAUGAUGAAGCAUGUCAGCUGGCAGAUGGGGCAGUUCCCAAUGGACCUGUUUGAUACAAAAGUAUGCUGCCAUAUCUGGCAGCUAGUGAAAAGAAGGCCUUACAACAGACAUCUUUUCUGCCCCUUAACACAUCAUAAGGUUCAAGGGUAGCAGGACUGUUGAUCUGGGAACCGUCCCGUAAUUGCCAAAUGCACUAACAUGCAGGAAAUAUGAUGCUGAAGAGACUGCUAUCAUGGUCUUGUGCUGUUAAAAAGCUAGUGACUGUACAAGCUGACCUCAUGUGUGAAUUGUCUGUGACUGUGAUAGUCACAUUUGCUUUUCUUUGGGUAAUGCCUGCUAUAGCAGGCUUAUGUAAUAUAGUGUUUGGUUAAUUAAAAAAGAAAUACACGAAGAGCCUCCUUAACUAGCCACUUUGUAAAAUCAGCAACACCUGUUACAAUAAAGUUGGCUGGUUAAUGUUAAGCAAUGAACCACAGUUUGUUUUUUUUUUAAGUGGAUGUCAUGUGAUUAUGUAACAUAUUUUACUGUGGAGCUAUUGAGCCAUUGUUCGUUAUCAGGAAAUUUCCUCUAUUUUUUCCCAAUUUUCUCCCUCUAGACAUCACGAAUGUUUUGAGUUCUUGGAGAAAGAUCAUACCACAUAAGAAUGAUUAAUACAUUUUUAGCUGUGCUUUAGAAAUUUUGCGUGUGUGUAAAUGAAAAAGAGAAAGACUAUUUUAAGACACCUGUUAGGAAAGAAUGUUUAUUCUCUCAAAUAGCAGGGCUUCUAACUUUCUAACACACUAAUGUGUGCAGCCAAAUAAGCAAUUUGGUAUUUCUGCCUCAUUUCCAGAUUUCUUUCCUAUUAGAGAGUUCUAGCAUGAUGAAGUUUCUGAAGGCAUCCUCCUGGCACCAGUUGACAAAGCCAAAAGAUAAAAAAAAAGUCAGUCAUUAAUGAUACACUGCACUCUUCUUACGUGUACACCAUAUAGACUAAAUGUUAGUAAUUACAAACCUACUUUUGCUACAAAUGUAGGUUUGAAUGGGCUUGGACCUUCCGAUCUCACAAUUGCAAUUUUAAUGUGCUUUUCAACACAGCUUGGCCUGUCAUUGUUACUGAUGUCUGAGAGAGUGAGAGACAUGCCACAUGCUUAUCAAGGGCACUGGCUUGAAACCCUGUGCUUGUUAGCUUCUUAAUUUCGUGAUUGUGACUAAACAAACACUUUCAUAGAGUAGGGUGUUUGCGGAAAAUUUAUUUUGUACCCAUGCACACACAUCCAUAUUCUUAAGAGUGUUACAAUUUCCCUGCAUGUUCUGUAUGCUAUUGCUUAAAUAAGAAUGGGAAAACCUAUGAUUAAAUCCUUUUUGAAGUCUUUAUUACAAUAAUUUGCAUAUAAGAAGGCAGAAAAAUGUUGGGCGAAAACAAAAACAUCUUUGAGGAAGCAAACUUUUCAGUAGCAGAAAUAUACACCCUUUUUUUUUAACUUAUUGUUCUGCUAGCAUAUCCUUUUUUAACCAGAUUAAAUGUUGCAAAGAAAGAAGAAAUAACUGUUUGUUUUUGAUAUUGUUUCACUUUAAGUAUUUGAAAGUCAACAAUCGAUUGCUAAAUGGUGAAGCUGAAGCAGGUUAUGCAUGUGAUCCACUUGUUUAUGCCUAGUUGUCAAACAGUUCUCCUUGACUUUUUUCCCUUCUAUAAUCCCUUUAUUUCCCAUAUUUCUAACUGUAAAACCAUUUAAGUGCAGUUGGAAAUAAUAUGACAACACUUUCAAUAGUUUCCCCUAUGUCCAAUGAUAGAUUUUGUUGAAAAGUGCUGUAUAUUAAAGAAGUGUUUCAAAAACAAAAGUUGUUUACAUUUCUAAAGCAAAUUUGUUUAAUUGUGUUUCAUUCUUUGAAACACAUUGUUCAGUGUGCCUGUGUCAUAACAAUCCAUGGACUUCUCAGGAAAGUAGAAAAGGGAAGUUUCUUUAAUAGUACGAAAAUUACAAGGUCAAUUUAUUAAUGUCCACAUAGAGCAAUAUGACGAGAAACUUUUUUAUGUGUGAACAUAUAGAUUGACACCAUUGCAUAUACACCAGAUAUAAAUGUGUGUGGAUCCCAACACAUGCAAACCCCACCCUGUGAAAGUCUUCAAGUACAGUCCCAGCUCAAUAUCUCACCACCAUUCAUCCAACGCAAAUGUCGGGCAAGAGGCAAAGGUGAUGACAUAAAGGGAUAACCUUCAGGGAAAUCCAUUUUCCAGUCAAGACUACAUGAUUGUGUAUAGGUUAUUUAGAAGUAGUUGCUAUUUUGGCAUGCAGGGCUUAAAAUUGUUCCUUUUUCUUCCUUCCAGUUAAAGUGCAGCAAUGAGUAAGAUUUACAAAACUUAACAAAUAUCUGAUGGCAUUAUACAGGGCAGUUUAUAUGAAACAGAUGCAAGUAAACAUGUCCAUUUUAUUCCAUGAAUGCAUUUAAAACUUUGGUAUAAUUCUAAAAUGUGAUUAAAAGUUUUUUUAGAGUGUGUCAUAAAACAGCUGAUAUUAAGUGCUAUUUGUUGUGAAUAAGACUUCCGCUGUUGAAAUGAAAUUUUUAAGGAUUGAUACAGAUGCCUUUUGAACUACAGUAUGAUCAGAUAGUAAAACUUUUUAGUAAUAGUUUGACUGUCAGUGUCAAAAUGAAUUCAAUUGUCAAUGUUUCCUUUAUUGAGAAGAUAUUGCAAGUUAAUGACCAACACCAUGAUUAUUGUUGAGGAAUAAGAUAUCUGAUGGAAAUGAGAUUGAUGUGAUAUGAAUGCUUGUAUAGUUUUAAUGGAAUACACUGCUUCCAGCGAAAAGGGAUUUUCAUGACCUGGCAUGAGUUGCUCCAAAUUAUUCAAGAAAUGUUCCAAAGAUAGCAAUGUUAUAAGACCUUCAGAACCAUAAAUUAAUUCCUGUUUCCUGUUAUUAAAAAUCAUCUUCACUUUUCCCCAGUAUCUUUUAGCUGGCAGUUACUCCAAAUAAAAACCUUGAACCUGUAAAUAUUUUGUGCAAGCUGAAGUAAAGAAAUAAUGACAAAGUUGGAUCUUUAGAUUGUCAUGGAUAAUUGGUAUGCAUAAAGUGGUUUAGAGAAUGUGCAGAUUGUUCUGCCCUGUAAGGAUGUCAUUAAAUUUAAUCUAAAACUUUUUAUGCUUAGACCAACAGCUUGACUGUUGACUACAUGCAGAUAAACAGUUUGGCCUGUGAAGAUUAGCAAAUCAAAUUUGGUUCUUUUAGUUAAUAGUUAUUUUAAAAAUAAGACAUAUCAUUACUGAGUUUUAAUUGCAAACAUUUUACAAUUUUGUUUAGAAAAAUUAUAGUUGUUUGAACUAUUUUAAAUGAUAGUUUAAAAAACAUUCAGAUCACUAGUGAGUUUUAAUUAUUGCAAACAUUUUAUAAUUGUGUAAAAUUACUAAAGCAGUUCUUUGAGCCAGAAAAUGCAGUGCAUUGAACAAUUAAGUAUGAAAGUGUUUGCUGGGUACACACAAAUGCAAACUUAAUUUUUUAUGUUUUCCCACAGACUGGAUUUAUCCAUUUAUCAGUGCAUAAUCUAUUUCAUAAUCUAAAAUCUUUAAAAAUUCAAAAACUUUACAUAUUUUUAAACAACCUAAAAGAUGGAUUACUGGCCCUUAUCCUGAAAAUAAAACUCAAUCUUCGAAAGACAGUCAAAAUAUGCAUACCCCAUGUUACUUUGAUCUCAUUAUUUCCUAAAAAUACAACUAGUAUGCCUUAUUACAUUAUGGCUUGCCAUUUUAAUCUUUUCCAAAGAAGACAAAAGGUUUUCAGAUGUAUAUGUUGAGAUGGUAUCAGUGUCUUUUUGAAAACUCGUCACUACUGCUCCCUAUCUUACAUGCAUAAGCAAAAAAUGUAAAUGAAAACACAAAGUAGUUUUACCUAAGAACAGUGAUAAUCCACAAGUGGAUGUGCAUAACAUGCUGAAUCUAAUUUCCUCCCUGUUAUCACUAAUGCUAACACUACCAUUCUUUUCAAACCACACUUACUGACAGCACUUAGCAAUUUGACCGCAAGCCAACUCUAAGCAUUCAAUGCAAUAGUACUUUCAACAUGGAAACAAUUUCACUUGUUUUUAAAUGUACAAAUAAAAUGAAUUAAAUAUUUUAUAUUUUAAAAAAAAAAAAGUCGCCAAAUAAAGUGAUGGGAACUUGGGUUGAAUAGGGGGUGCUUCAUUUAUUUUCCACUGGUGCUAUAUUAUGUUGUGAGGAGGAAAGAGUGGUUGAUUAAUGUGAGGUUUCGAUGACAGGCUAUGUAAAGGAGGGGGUCUACCACAUCAAGUGGCUGCAGGAUUGUCUCCAUGCUUGGGUGCAUUUUUAUAUAUAUAUAGGCUCAGUGCUAGCUGGUUAACUGGCACUCAGGUUGUGGCCAAACCACUAGACUCUGCUGCUGGAUGUGCUGAUGAACAGAUGUACCUCCCUCAUCUAACAGGCUGAGGGGAUCGGCUGACCUUGAUUUAGUUUAUGCUUUGUGGUAGUGCUUCGAUUUGGAUAAAAGUGUUGGACCUUCAUGUUUGCAUGUUCAUCUGCUGCAUUUUCUUCCUCUUCUGUCGUGCAGCAGGACUGAUAUCAAUAUAUAAUGUUAUUUAUUUUUAGAUAUUGACCUUGCUUUCUUCAUGUAGUUGGUUUCAUGACAUCUUUUGCUGCCUGUAAAAACUCUUUUGUGGGAUCAAACCUUCACAUAAUUUUCAUCCUUUAUGGAUUUUAUUCAUAGUCAGUACAAUUUCUUCUUUGUCACUUUCACAUUAUCAUUUCGCACAUGCUCACCUUUCUACUUUUCCUGUUUUCUUCUUUUCAGACCCUUUCAGUAAUGUUUUUCACAAAUACUGUCCGGCUUUCUUCAAAAGGGUGUUAUUUUAGAGACCACAACAAGUCUUUCAGCAAACUGCUUUUUAUUUGUUGUAACCCAUAUUUUGUUGGUUUGUAUUUAUUCAUAGUUGUUUAUUUAGUAAUUUCAUCAAUAUGUGAUGAGCCAGUCUUAUUUCUCUGUUUGAAUGUGACAAUUUUUUGCCAUGAUAUGGCUAUCAUUGCUGGCCACCAUCAUUCUAUCUCAAACAUUUUCUGAUUUCUUCUCUUCCUCUUGUACCUUUUCCCUAACUCCUGUUGUUUAUUCAGGUUCACCUAAUCAUUUGCCUUUAUUUUCUGUUUCUGUUUGACAGCUAUGUAAGAUGAGAUGAUGAGUUUGUGAUGUGUUUCUAGGCCAUUGUAUCUUGAUGUAGGGUCUAGUUAUAGUUUUUGCUAAAAUGAAAUUUGUCACUGUGUGGUGAAGUCAUUUCAGUUGUACCAUGAGCACAGGUGGCUGGUCUUGUGUUGGUAAUUUAUAAUUGGUAUUAGUGCACAAACUGUUGUUUUCCAUUGUACAACAGCAUCACUGUGGGCUUAAGUAUGAUUCCCAGAGUGCUCUUCUGCCUUGUCCUACCAUUCAAGUCUCAUGGUACAUCCAGUUCUCUUUGUUCAGUUUAUCUGCAAGGAAAGAAGAAAAUUCUUUUCUCUUUGUUUGUGUCAUUGUAAGAUGCAUAUCAUAUUAUAAUUGGACAUCAGUGGCAACUUUCUGACCUAUUUGGUUGCUCAAGAGGUUGAUUGUUGCAAGUAUGUAUAGAAUUAAGGUAUACUGUGAGCUGCUCUUUGCUGAUGUCCUACUUCAGCCUAGAUGAAGACAUAGCCUUUAGUGUUCUUGGCUGCUUUUCCUUUCCUGUGCAGUCUGAAAUUCUCAUAAAUAGGAUUUUAUGUUUCUGCAGGAACUUAUCUAUUUCUGGCUCUAUUUGUACAGUCCACAGACUUUCCAUGUGCUAAUCUUUCUUCUUUUGUUCAUAUACUGUUGUAGUCCUUUUUUUUUUCCAUCUUGAUCCAGUUGUUUUGUUUGUGGAGGGAGUGGGGUUUGUAUGUGUGUAUUUUUGUUUGUUUAUUCAGCAUUGAGAGAUCCACUUGCUGUUUGCUAAGCCAGUCGAAGUUUCAUCAGAGCCAUGUUAGCUGGUUUGUUUAGGAAAGUCUCAUGCUCUGUCCAUUUCCACGUUCCAAAACAGUGAGAUUCAAUUUUGGAAGGCUUGGCAGUAUGCUCAAAACCUGUAUAAUUUCACAAGGACACUAACAAAAAGAUAACCCCUAUCCAAAAAUUCACACUAAUAAAAUAAUACUGCAACUGUAAACUACUACGAAAAAAUUAGAAUGUCUUAAUAGUUUUAUAACACUGAAAGUAUAGGUAACCAGUUUAUUCACUUAGGUGGAAAGGGAUAUGGAUAGUAGAUAAAGGUUAACUAGGCAGGCAUGAUUUUAAGUUGUCAUCAAGAAAUUUGCUUCCACCUGAAAAAAAAUUGUCACCUUAUUUUUAUAAAUAUUAAAACAAUUUGUAUGUUUAUCACAUGAGUGGCAUUGCAUUUAGGUUGUAGGCAGAAACACAUUCUUCAGUGCACAAAUCAGGAAGGAGUAUUUUGCUCAAAUCUAAAGCUGGCAUGUUAAUUUUCCGAUUGGCUUUACUUCAGGUGACUGGAAUAUUUUUCUUUGAAUUUGCUGCAUGUCUUUUCCUUCAAAUGAAGAAUUAAUGAUGCUAUUAUGGAAGACGUGCAGUUUGUGCAACACAGGGAUCAGCCUUUGCACUUUUAUAUCUUCCUCAUACUGCUCUGCCCCCAUAUUUUUCUGUUUCUCCUUAUACAUGAUUUAGGUUAUCAGGACUGGACUGUAGUGACUAAUCAAGUGAUCUUGCAUGUCUUUUGUACACGAAGGAUGUGUGUAUAUUAAUAAACUGUCAUGUUUAUGCCUUGUGUAAAUGCAGAUGACAUGAAUGCCUUGUGGACACACGCUUGGCAUUUUUUAAAAUCAUUUUCGGUAGAUUCAGCUUAAAUUAUAAGGGACACACUUCCAAAAUCUUACCAAAACCAAAAAACAUUAGAAAAAAGAUGUGUGAAAAUGAAGUUUAUGACCUCUUUACUGAGUAACUGUGGUUAGUAUGAAGUUUUUGGUUAUUUCUAUUAGCCAGUUCAAUAACUUACACCAGAGGCUGUACACAAAUUGUUUCUUGUAUUUGUAGCAUGUUUCUAAUUAUUUUAAAUGCCUAUAUUUUUAUAUUUGCAUGCAAGAACUCGAGCCCAGAGUGCAGAAAAGUGUACAAAUUUAUGUUGAAACUGUGACUUGCCAAGUCUUCUCUGCAUUAACAAAAGUGAAUACUAUAAAUUACUUAUUUGAUUGAAUAUUCAUGAAGACAUAAUUUGGUGGUCUAAUUGUGUAAUCAUAGAAAGCAAAGUAUAUACAGGAUUUUUUUCUUAAUGCCUGGUUUAUUUCUCACCAAUCCACUUUCACAGGUUGCAAAGCAAGGUAGACUAAACAAAUGCUCAUGUUUAAAAUAAAUUUUGAAAAGUAGGUAGGUGUAAGCAAGUUGCAAGUGUACUGCACAAUUUGAAUACUGAUGCUAGCAGUUAAGUGUGUCAAUAUUACACUUGUUACUUGCAGCUGGAAAGUAAAGACUAUCAGUAAUCAAA
Pomacea canaliculata is the source of this 10676-nucleotide messenger RNA. Its product is annotated as serine/threonine-protein phosphatase 6 regulatory subunit 3-like. The record is from RefSeq and is a predicted model, not a curated record. Gene Ontology annotation, molecular function: protein phosphatase binding; protein phosphatase regulator activity. The transcript has 26 exons. Bases 335 to 3280 code for a protein of 981 amino acids. NCBI's taxonomy places the organism in Eukaryota, Metazoa, Mollusca, Gastropoda, Architaenioglossa, Ampullariidae. Gene Ontology annotation, cellular component: nucleus; cytosol.